Messenger RNA from Argiope bruennichi, 2676 nucleotides. RefSeq names its product phosphatidylinositol transfer protein alpha isoform-like. NCBI's taxonomy places the organism in Eukaryota, Metazoa, Arthropoda, Arachnida, Araneae, Araneidae. The coding region runs from base 135 to 947 and encodes 270 amino acids. The transcript has 11 exons. Gene Ontology annotation, molecular function: phosphatidylcholine binding; phosphatidylcholine intramembrane carrier activity; phosphatidylinositol transfer activity. Gene Ontology annotation, biological process: phospholipid transport. Gene Ontology annotation, cellular component: cytoplasm. The record is from RefSeq and is a predicted model, not a curated record.
CUGCUGAAUUAUAAUAUUACCACCUUCUGCUCAACACAACUUUCUUUUACCAUCAUAUUCAUAACAUAAUUCGAAGCGCCGGGCUUGUGCUUCGUCAAUAUAUAAAAUUAUAGGUCUAAAAAUUUAUUGCAGUUAUGUUGAUCAAAGAAUAUAGAGUUUUGCUGCCUAUUACAGUUGAAGAGUAUCAGGUAGGCCAACUUUAUUCUGUUGCUGAAGUUAGUAAAAAUGAAACCGGUGGUGGAGAAGGGGUUGAAGUCAGGAAAAAUGAACCCUUUGAAAAUUUUCCUUUACUUGGUGGAAAAUUCUGCAGUGGACAAUAUACAUAUAAAAUAUACCAUUUAGCAAGUCGUGUGCCAGCAUAUAUAAGAUUAUUAGCCCCAAAAGGAUCACUAGAAGUCCAUGAAGAAGCAUGGAAUGCUUAUCCAUAUUGCAAAACAGUCAUAACUAAUCCCGGCUAUAUGAAAGACGCUUUCUUUAUCAGCAUCGAAACAAUGCAUUGUCCUGAUAGAGGUGAACAAGAAAAUGUCCAUGAAUUACCACCAGAGAAAUUAAAAAUGAGAGAAGUUGAUUAUAUAGAUAUUGGUAAUGAUCCUGUUAUUGCGAAGGAUUACAAAGAAUCAGAAGAUCCCAGCAAAUUUAAAAGUGAAAAAACUGGAAGAGGUCUACUAACUGGCAAUUGGAGGGAAACAGUUGAUCCUGUUAUGUGUGCUUAUAAGUUAGUCACUGUUGAAUUUAAGUGGCUUGGACUUCAAACUAGAGUAGAAAAUUUUAUUCAAGCUACGGAACGAAGGCUUUUCCUUAAAUUUCAUCGAGAAGUAUUUUGCUGGAUAGAUAAGUGGUAUGGUUUAACUAUGGCUGAUAUACGAAGAAUGGAAGAAGAGACUAAAAAAGAACUUCAAGCCCAAAUUGCUGAAGGAGAAGUGAGAGGAACACUUGUGGAAGAUUGAUGAAAAUUUCUAAUAAAACCUUAUUUUAUGGAAAGGUUUUUCUAUUGUCAAAUUUAUAGCUAAUUUUUCAAUAAAAAUUUUGUAAUUUAAAUGUUUAUAUGAGAAAUUUCUGUCAAUGUUUUAAUAUAUUAGAUACAUUUUUAUGACUUGUGAUAUAAUUUUACUUUUUAUAUGAUUUUCAAAUUAAAUAGUAGUUCUUUGAUACUAUUGUAAUAUUAAAAUUUAUCGGAUAUUUUUAUUACCAGUACAUGAGUAAAGAAACUAUUUUUCGAAUGUCAAAUUCUACUAUUUGAAAUGCUAAAAAAAAAAAAGGAAUGAAUAUGUUUUUUUUUAUUAUUAUUUUUCUAAUUGAAUUUUUAUUCUGCCUCUAAAGCAAUUGUGAACUGUAAUAUUUAUUUAUACACUUUUGAUACUUAAUGCCAAGCAUACUUUUUGUGAAUUUCUGAUUGCAUAAAUAAACUGUUAUUAGGAAAGAAUAUCAAUAAAAGAUGGGACUUCUUUUACUUGUAUUUUUUCUUCUAUUUUAUAAGCGGCAUAUAUGACUGAACGAGAACACUUUUCUUAUUAUGUGGAAUAUAUUCAACCUAUUUGUUCUUUAUUUUGUAUAUAUAUAUAUGACUGUAAAUUUGAUUAUUAGUAUUUUUCUUUUAUUUGACAUUUCAUGUUUUAUAAGUGAUAAUUAGGAAGAAUGCAGUUUGUUGAUCACAUUUAUGAAUGACUGCUUUUCAUGGCAUGUUAGUUUAGUUCGAUAUUCCCUGAUUUCCUUCAUUUGUUAUCAUUCUCUGUAAUUAAAAAUCUUUUGGGCUUUUAAAGCUGGAAAGGAAAUUGAAUUGGAAAGUUUUAAAUAUAAAUCAUUCAGAAUUUUUGUAUAAAAGAAUGUUGUAGUAAACUUUUCUGAAAUUAUGUAAUAUGCUGCUUAAAUAUGUUAAUUUAUUUUUUCUGUGUAGCAUUGAUAUACAGAAGUUCAUUAGUUUGUAGUUUCUCUUGUUAUUGUGUAGUCCUUGUUAUUGUGUUGUUGCUUAAAAACUUUUGCUCUUCUGUAUUGACAAACUUUUGUUAAAUUGAUAUGUUUAAUCCCCUCAUUUCCCCAUGUUGUAUCUUAAUUAAAAAAAAAAAAAAAAUAGUAGAAAACAUUACAAAGUUGGAAAUUUCUGGAAAGUUAGAUUUAUUGUCUAGAAAAAAAAAAAAUACAACAGCUGAGCUCUCAAAGGUGGGAAUAAUUGGUGCAUAGCCUAUUAUUAAUUUGUAUGUUUGUGCCAAGAAAUCUAGGAAUAAAAGCACGAGAAAAAACAUACAAUAAUGACUUUUUUUAUACUAAAAAAUUGAAGCUUUACAAAACAAUUAUCAAAAAUUGAUUUAUCCACACCAAAGUGUAUUUAAUCUUUACAUUCUUCCUUAAUUAUUUCACUUAAAACUAGAUUUUAAAUCUUUGUUGAAUCAAAGGAACAGAAUUUUAUGUUAUAGAGUUAUUUAAAAGAAAAUUAGUUUUAAAGUGUGUACGGAUGACUUUAUUUUGCAGUAUAAAGUGAGAGUUAAAAAGUCAAAAAAUUAUUACAAUUAAAUAGAUUAAACUUCGUCAGUUAAUUGUAUAAGAACUGGCAAAAUCAUAUAUUGCAUUAUUUUUUUUCCAUGUCUAUUGACAAUGCUGGAAUCUGGCAGUUUAAUUUGAGGCUGUAUGUUAAAAUUGAUAUCAUGUAGUGUGAAUAUAAUAAACCUGAGUGAGUCAGAA